Adineta steineri is the source of this 687-nucleotide messenger RNA. NCBI's taxonomy places the organism in Eukaryota, Metazoa, Rotifera, Eurotatoria, Adinetida, Adinetidae. The record is from the annotation of a GenBank genome assembly.
AUGGCAAUGGCAAUGGAAAAUGAUAAAACAUUAUGUGAUAUAUGCAAUGAAGAAAAAUUGACACAUCUUUGUGAAGGAUGUUCAAAAAAAUUCUGUUGGAUGGAUUUAACAGAACAUCAUCAAAUGUUAACUAAUGAAUUACGACAAAUUGAUAUUGAUUAUGCACAAGAUUGUAAAAAAUUUGUUAUGGAAUAUUUACCAACAUCCUGUAAUAAUAUUCAAAUGAAAUUGGCUGAUUUACAUGAACAAACCAAACAAAUUCUUAAUGAUAAUGAUUUUAAUGAAAUUAAUAUACAUUAUUUCAAAAAUCAACUAAUAGAAAUCAGACAAGUAUUAGAUAAUCCAACAAAGAUUAUUAUUAAAGAUUUGCAACCGUUUAUUACCCAGGGCAAAGACAACGGCACCGUAAACGAUCUUAAACGGUUCCAAAACGUUGCCGUAAUGGUUAACAUGGUAUGUAAUGAAGAAAACAUAAUUUAUCCUUCUAAAGGAUGUGCAAAAGAAUUUUGUUUCGAUCAUUUAAAACAACAUCAAAUAAUAUUAAACGUUGAAUUACAUAAUAUUAUUGAUGAUCACUAUCAAUAUGAACAAAGAACUCAUGAACAAAAAGAAAAUCCAUAUAAUCAAUCAUUAAUAAAUGCAAUUGAUCAAUGGCAAAAAAAUUCAACUACAAGCAGCAGAUUGUAA